Molecule: messenger RNA, 531 nt
Organism: Ilex paraguariensis (yerba mate)
Lineage: Eukaryota; Viridiplantae; Streptophyta; Magnoliopsida; Aquifoliales; Aquifoliaceae
Source: the annotation of a GenBank genome assembly
AUGGACUACGCAGUCCCUCUCCUCCUGGCGCAGAUCUCUCUAGCCUCUGUCUUCAUUCUCUUUGCUUCUCGCCUUCUGAAGCAUCUUGGCCAGGCCAGCAUUGUUCCACAGAUACUGGGCGGUUUAAUACUAGGUCGAUCGUUUCUGGGACGGUUUGGUGGAUUUUCAGCACCGGUUUAUCCCUUAAAAAGUCUCAUAAUGCCAGAUACACUCUCCGUAUUUGGGUUCAUGUUCUACUUUUCCUUGAUUGGAGUACAAAUGGAUCCUUGGAUACUGCUGAAGGAAAUAGGUAAAAAGGAAUUCACCAUUGGCUUUUCCACUGCAGUCCUUGUUGUGGUACUAAGCAUCUCUUGCUCCAUCCUAAUUAUGGUUACUAAAAUCAGCAUGCCGCAAAAGUUAGCCAGCUCACUUCCUGUAGUGGCAACAACCUCAGCCGUGCUUGCCUUUCCAAUAGUUGUUCACUACCUGACCGAACUAAAGACGAUAAAUUCCGAGUUCGGCAGAAUGGCACUAUCUUCCUCAAUUAUCUAA